GUAUAUGUAUGUAUAGAUAUGUAUGCAGCUACACGCACCUUCAUUUCUAGUUCCGCGAGUCAUCGUAAAAUUAAACUGAUAGUGCGCGUACGCAAGUGUCUGAAUUUGUCAACCUACGGACUCCUGCUCGCCCGUUGACCGGACACUCCGUCAUACCGUUACCACUUCCGUGAGUCCGUCAUCACCCCGUCAGUCCGUCACCACUUCCGUCAGUCCGUCACCACUCCCGUCCGUCCGUCACCACUCCCGUCCAUCCGUCAUCACUCCGUCAAUCCGUCAUCGCUCCGUCAAUCCGUCACCACUUAGCCUAACUGUCGCCUACCACUCCGACCGUCACUAUACUAAGUCACCAUCCUCACCUCCUACAGACCGCGACAAAUCCGGUAAGACAGACAGCAGGGUGUGUGUGUGUGAUACAGGGCUUCGUGUAGAAGGCACCGGUGCGUUCGCCGCAGCCCCGCCAGCAGCAGGCAGCGAUGGGCAGCUCGGGCAGCGUGUUCAGCGAGGAAGAGCUGACUGCAUACCAGGACGUCACCUACCUGACGUCGCAGCAGAUCCUGCGCGUCUACGAGCGCUUCACGCAACUCGCCGACGACGUCGGCCGCGACACGCGCCUGCCGAAGCGACUGAUCAGCGAGCUUCCAGAGCUGCGCGUCAACCCGUUCCGCGAUCGCAUUGCCGACAUCUUCUCGCCAGACGGGGAGAGCAUCGGCUUCGAGGAUCUACUGGACAUGAUGUCAGUGUUCUGUGAACAAGCGCCGCCUUCCAUCAAGCUAGAGUAUGCCUUCAGGAUCUACGACUUUGACGAGGACGACAUGCUGUCCGAGGGUGACAUCGCCACAGUGGUCAGACGGCUGACCAGAGAGAGCCCGCUGGACGACAGGGACAUGAAGCAGCUGGUGGGCAACAUUAUGAAACAGGCCGAUCUAGAUGACGACGGACUGCUGAGCUAUGCAGAGUUCGAGCACGCAGUCUACAAGGCACCUGAUCUCAUACACCUGUUCAAGAUCAGGAUGUAGACACGUGACUUUCACACACCUGCUCAAGAUCAGGAUGUAGACACGUGACCUUCACACACCUGUUGAAGAUCAGGAUGUAGACACGUGACCUUCACACACCUGUUCAAGAUCAGGAUGUAGACACGUGACCUUCACACACCUGUUCAAGAUCAGGAUGUA
This is a messenger RNA of Priapulus caudatus, 1178 nucleotides long. Its product is annotated as calcium and integrin-binding protein 1-like. The record is from RefSeq and is a predicted model, not a curated record. The coding region runs from base 477 to 1019 and encodes 180 amino acids. The transcript is spliced from 2 exons. Gene Ontology annotation, molecular function: calcium ion binding. NCBI's taxonomy places the organism in Eukaryota, Metazoa, Priapulida, Priapulimorpha, Priapulimorphida, Priapulidae.